Molecule: messenger RNA, 1151 nt
Organism: Myotis brandtii (Brandt's bat)
Lineage: Eukaryota; Metazoa; Chordata; Mammalia; Chiroptera; Vespertilionidae
Gene: DUSP18
Product: dual specificity phosphatase 18
Exons: 2
Coding region: 408-1004 (198 amino acids)
Biological process (GO): protein dephosphorylation
Molecular function (GO): MAP kinase tyrosine/serine/threonine phosphatase activity
Source: RefSeq, a predicted model, not a curated record
CUUGAUACCCAGCCGAUAGGAAGCCCGUUGCUGCGCCAACUUCCUAAGAAACCUAUCUGGCUCUCCCCUGGAAAUGGCGCCUCCCUCCGGCCCACCCGUGAACUUCGUUCCUCAUUUAUAUCCCAGGAUUAACAGGCGCCCCGCGGUGUUUGCGGACUUGUCCCACAUCUACUGAGACCAGAAAGGCCGGCUUUCGGACCGAAGCCCACUUCUCUCUGGGUUUUUGGAUGAGGAGGAUCCAGGACAUUUAGGCUUCCAACUGGUUUUGGGAGAGGGAGGCUUUUUCCCUGCCCUCACGCGAUCUUUGGAACAAACAAGCCCCCAUCCCCGAGGUGAGCCUGAUGCAUUCGAUGCUGGGCCAUUGGCAGUUUUCCAUGGACACAGCCUAGCAGAAAGAUGCGGCCUGCAUGUCUCACUGGCCGCUGACCACCGGCCUGAUGACCGCAUCUCCCUGUACCUCCCCGCUUCAGUUCCCACGGCCCUCGGUCAGCGGCCUCUCUCAGAUCACCAGCAGCCUGUAUAUCAGCAAUGGGGUGGCCGCCAACAACAGGCUUAUGCUCUCCAGCAACCACAUCACCUCGGUCGUCAAUGUCUCGGUGGAGGUGGUGAGUACCUUGUAUGAAGACAUCCAGUAUGUGCAGGUGCCUGUGGCCGACACUCCCACGUCACAUCUCCGUGACUUCUUCGACCCCAUUGCUGACCACAUCCACGAUGUCGGGAUGAAGCAGGGCCGCACGCUGCUCCACUGCGCAGCCGGUGUGAGCCGCUCGGCUGCCCUGUGCCUCGCCUACCUCAUGAAGUACCACACCAUGUCCCUGCUGGAGGCCCACGCCUGGACCAAGUCCUGUCGGCCCAUCAUCCGGCCCAACAGUGGAUUUUGGGAGCAGCUCAUUCACUAUGAGUUCCAGCUGUUUGGCAAGAACACCGUGCGCAUGGUCAGCUCCCCCGUGGGCAGGGUCCCUGACAUCUACGAGAAGGAGGUUCGUUUAAUGAUUCCACUGUAAGCCAUGCCCCCGGCCCCCGCAUCGGGGGUCAGAGGUGCAGAUCUGCCAUUGAUCCUGCACUAAGAACUGAAACAUCCUACUUUUGUGCUACAGAAAAAAAACAGAUGAUGCCUUUUAUCAGAGCAAUAAAAAAGGAAGCGUGCCGUA